Heterostelium album PN500 is the source of this 846-nucleotide messenger RNA. RefSeq names its product lipase family protein. Gene Ontology annotation, biological process: lipid metabolic process. NCBI's taxonomy places the organism in Eukaryota, Evosea, Eumycetozoa, Acytosteliales, Acytosteliaceae. Bases 1 to 846 code for a protein of 281 amino acids. The record is from RefSeq and is a predicted model, not a curated record. The transcript has 4 exons.
AUGAAACCAGCAAGUUUAUUAUUACUAUUAAUAUUUGCAUAUGUAUCAAUUUUAGUACGAGGCAAUGAACCUCCUCAAAACCCAUACUCCUCUCAAUAUGGUAUCGAUAAUGUUCUUAUGAAUUAUGUUGCAUAUUGUGAUGCUGAACAGAUCAUUGAUUGGAGCUGUUAUAGAUGUCAAAACUUCCCACAUGCAACAAACGCCAAAGUGAUUCAAAACAAUGAAACAAGUACAAGAGGAAUUAUUACAACUUAUAAUAAUACAGUUUAUGUUGCUUUCAGAGGAUCAGUAUCAACAACAGAUUGGAUUGAGAAUUUUGAAUUCUUCCAUGUUGACUAUCCUAAUGUAACUGAUGCCAAAGUUCACUAUGGUUUUUAUCACUCAUGGUUGAGUGUAUCCGAGGAAAUUUAUGCUGGAAUUGUAGAUUCUCUUAAACAAUGUCCAGAUUGUAAUAAAAUAACUGUUUUAGGUCAUUCUUAUGGUGCAGCCGUUUCAACUUUUUGUACAGUAUCAGUUGUAAAUUGGUUCCCAAAUAUCAAUGUUUAUUCAAUGACUAUUGGAUCUCCAAGAGUAGGUAACGACGUUUUCGCUCAAUACUAUAAUAGUAUUCAUAGAAACAAUUGGCGUAUCGUUAAUCAACAAGAUCCAGUUCCACAUCUCCCACCUGAAUAUACCAUCUAUGAAUAUCACCAUGUACCAAAUGAAGUAUGGUAUCCAAAUAAUGUAACAACUUAUAGAAUUUGUAAUGAUAGUGGUGAAGAUAAAUCUUGCAGCGAUUCAGUUGACCCAUUAAAAUAUAACACUUCUGAUCACCUUGAUUAUUUAGGUCAACGAUGUUGUUGCUAA